GCAGACACUACACCGUUUCGGACUAGUGUUUAGAUUUUGAUCAACAUGGGGAAAAAGAAGAAUAAAGCCCCGAAACCAAUUGCAUCCGUAAGUGUUCCUAGCAAGAAGAAUGUGGAAGGCGGGAGUGAUGCAAAAACAGCCACAGUUCAAAAGAACUACAGAUUUCAAGAGCCCGAUGGCAGUGCGGAUGCAGUUAAACCCAAUGACAAGAAGGUUAUUAAGGUUUCCUUACCAGCCGAUUUAGAGAAAGCAAUAUUGGAGGAGAUUCUUAAACAGCAGAAGACCUCCAAACAGCAAGGAAUUGUCUCUAAGAAGAUGUCUGCCAAGAAGCUGACAGAUCUUUACAUGGCUUUGGCUGUGGUGGGUUUCACGCAUGACCAGAUCACCGCGGCGAUGAGUAAUAACCUCGUCCAAGGAGGAGACCUACACUCGGCUCUCGAUUGGUUGUGCCUCAACCUACCGGACAACGAGCUCCCAGCAGGGUUUGCCGGUACUUUCCUCGAGGAAGAUAGACAGGAAAUGAAGGAUAAGGUCAGGAAAACAUUUAUGGAAGACCAGGCUGGAAAAAGAGAAGGUGGAAAACAAAGGAAAAAGGAAAAGAAACCAGUGCAGGAGGAAAGCCAGAAAGACCCAAAGGUGAAUGUAAAGAACUGGAUCUUGCAAUACGCUGAGGCAUACAGUGAGGAUGAGGAAGAGGAUAAGACACCAGAAUCCAUCCAACAGGAGGAGGUUGACCCAACGGAGCGAUACCUGGCUCUGAUGGCCAAACUCAUGGAUGCUAAGAUGGCAGCCGGUCAAGCAAAGGAAGAAGGCAACAAGGUCAUGCAGACUCAGACUGGCAAGGAGAUUGCCAGACUAGCAAGAGACCUUACAAAGGUGGAGAAGCACCCUGACUUUGACCCAAGAGUCAAGAUAGAAAGUCUAGAGAGGGACCAGUCUCAAGACGGUGCAGAUGGAGGAGUUGUCUUUGCUCCAGUCAAGAAGAAGAAACCAAAGAAGAAGAAGGACGAUGAGGUUGAAGACGAGGGGAUGUUUAAUCUAUUUGCCGAGGAAGUGGAUUCAUCCAAGAAAACAGCAGCAUCAAACACCACUGUCCCACAGGAUGACAUACGAAGCUUCGCCUACAGUCAGAAAAACUGGACAGCGAAGUCGCCAAAGCAGUUCCUGAUCGACUGGUGCCGAAAAAAUAUUCCAAACUCUGCUGCUCCAAAGUAUCACAAGAAAGAGGUCAGGGGAAACUGGAAGUGCAAGUUAACCGUCGACCGUAAGAAGGAUCCUCCAUUGGUUGUAUGUCCAGAGAUUUUAACAGAGAACUCAAUGGAAGCUCAGCAUCUAGCUAGUGUCUUAGCUCUCUGGAACCUUGCUAAAACAGCGUCCAUCCAUCAACUACUACCACCUCCUUACAGGGAUGUAUGGCUUGAGUGGAGAGAUGCAGAAAACAAAGCUAAGGAGGAAGUCAAGAUUGAAGAAAAUAAGCCAAGAGACCAGUUUGUCUCACAGCUCCUGAAGAAACUCAAGUUGCAAUCACAGACAGAGGGGGCCUUCACUGACCAGGGUAAAGGAGACAGUGAUGAGGACAUUGAAGACUCGUGGGAAGAUCAUGCUGGGAAUGUGACUGUAAAGGAAAACACUGACCAACAGAAACGAUCAAAAGCGCCCUCGAUGUUAGGUACGAAACACAUGGUUGGUGGAGACACUCUGCGCACCAUUAUGCAGACAAGACAAAAAUCAGCAGCGUACCAUAAGAUGUUGGUAUCUCGCCAAACCCUACCGGUAUACCAGCAUCGUGACGCCAUCGUCAAUCAACUCAAGACCAGUCCGGUGGUCAUUGUGGCAGGGGAAACUGGGAGCGGGAAGAGCACACAGGUUCCACAGUUUUUACUUGAGGAUUUAAUAAUGUCCGGAGCCGGAGGUCACAGUAGUAUUGUAUGCACAGAGCCAAGGAGGAUAUCAGCAACUAGCUUAGCGAGAAGGGUCUCUCAAGAAAUGGCUGAGAGAGGUCCCGGCACCAAGGAAUCCAUGUGUGGUUAUCAGAUACGUAUGGAGUCCCAGCAAUGCCAUACAACUCGCUUACUUUACUGUACCACGGGGGUGCUCCUACGUAAAUUACAACUGGAUCCCAAACUGCAGGAUAUCAGCCAUAUCAUAGUGGAUGAGGUACAUGAGCGCAGUGUACAGUCAGACUUCUUACUGAUCAUCCUGAAGACUCUACUCAAGGUUCGGAGAGACCUUCGUGUGAUCCUGAUGAGUGCCACCAUAGAGAGUGCUAAGCUUUCUGCUUACUUCCAUCACUGCCCGGUGGUUAAUAUACCGGGCAGGACAUUCCCAGUACAGGUGUUUCAUGUAGAAGAUGUGAUUGAGAACACCAACUACGUGUUGGAUGGUGACUCUCCCUACGCAGUACGAUACGAGUCUCUUACACAAGAAGAACACACCACUGUGUCUAUAACAGGCAAGGCUGGCCAGUCUAGAGAUGUCCAUGUAAGCUGGGAAAUACAAGACAUCUCAGUCAUGGAUGAGAGUGGUUUGGACCCAGACCUCUACAGUAAGCGUACAAGGCAGGUUGUUACCAGACUAAACCAAGACAGAAUUAACAUGGACUUAAUUGUGGAACUGAUCAGCUUCUUAGAUCAAGACCCCCUGUAUGGAGGCAUAGACGGUGCCAUUCUUAUAUUCAUGCCUGGACUCGCUAACAUUCAAGAACUUUACGAACUCCUUCAGACUGAUUCCAGAUUCCCAGAGAAAAAAUACCAAAUUCUAGCCUUACAUUCUGUGCUGUCCUCCGAAGAUCAGAGCUCAGCGUUUGGAAUACCGCCCUCGGGGGUGCGUAAGGUUGUCAUAGCAACAAACAUAGCAGAGACGGGAAUCACUAUUCCUGAUGUUGUGUUUGUGAUCGACGCCGGGAAAGUAAAAGAAACAAGGUACAAUGAGAUGAGUCAACUGAGUGCCCUGGUGGAGACUAACAUCAGCAAGGCCAGUGCUAAGCAAAGACAAGGCCGAGCUGGUAGGGUUAGAGAGGGAUUCUGCUUCAGGCUCUACACCAAACAGCAGUACGAGUCUUUCAAGUCAUUUUCUCCGCCUGAGAUUCUACGAGUUCCACUGGAAGAUCUUUGCUUGCACAUCAUGAAAUGUGACCUUGGUUCACCCGAGGCAUUCUUGCAGCAAUCCAUGGACCCACCUCAGCUCAACACAAUCCGGGCUGCCAUGAGCCUUCUGAGGGAGGUUGGGGCAUGUAAGGUCGAUGACCCCACAUUGACCCCUCUCGGCCAGCACCUAGCAGCCCUGCCUGUCAACGUCCGCGUCGGUAAGAUGCUGCUCUUUGCUGCCAUGUUUGGAUGCUUGGAGCCAGUUGCUGUGAUGGCAGCUGCAAUGACUGAUAAACAACCCUUUGUUGUUCCGAUGGGUAAACGACAACAAGCUGAUCUAGCUAAGAAGGCCUUGGCUAUAGCUGACUCAGAUCACAUCACAGUCUACAAGGUCUUCGCUGGUUGGGAAGAGGCUAUUGCCAGGGGGAAGGUCUCGGAGAUGUCCUACUGUCAUCAGAAUUUCUUGAGUAGAACUACACUUCUCUCAAUCAAGGAUGUGAAGAAUGAUCUGAUCCGAUUAAUCCAAUCCAUAGGAUUUGAAGACGGCUUAAGGCGUCCUGACGAAGCAGGGAUCAAGUCCCCAGUCACCUCGGACGGCGUCCUAGAAAUAAGUAAGGCUCGAGUCAAGGGACCCAAAUUCCCUCUCACUCAGGGAAACCUUGCACUCCUCAAGGCUGUACUCACUGCUGGCCUGUACCCAAAUGUUGCCAAGACGUCUUACGAAAAGCCGCUGGAGGGUGCACGGGAGACCAAGAAACUCUGCGUGGCUGAGACGACCAAGGGUCCGGUGGCUGUGCAUCCAGCUUCUGUUAACAAAGGUCUACUCACUAAUGGUUGGCUACUGUUCCUUGAGAAGGUGAAGUUGUCUCGUGUAUUCAUACGAGAUAGUUCUUUAGUCUCACCAUAUCCACUCUUGUUAUUUGGUGGUGCUCUGGCUGUACAACACAGGGAGAAAGUCAUCAGUGUAGAUGACUGGAUCAAAUUUCAGGCACCAGCCAAGACGGCUGUAAUAUUUAAAGAGCUACGCAAUCUACUCAAUUUGAUGUUAAUAAAGAAGCUGUCUCAACCUAGUUUACAUAUACAAGAUGAAAAGAUCAUCCAGAUUCUAAUGGAGCUCAUCCAAUCAGAGAGGUGAUUCAAGGAAAUCGACGGACAAUGGGUGAUCAACAGUAAAAGCUUGGAGUAUUCCAAUCCAUCAUCUACUCUUCAAAUGUUUGGCCAGAAUUGGGUGCAUCUCACAGCCUUCUCGUUUACUGCUAUCAGGUCCUCAAGACAGCACUGCUCCUCAAGGGCUGGGCAUUCAGAAGGUGUGGCAUAGAUUGGGGUGAUAUGCCACAAUCGCAAUUGUUGUCAUCAUCGUCGGUAUAUCCCCAUUUCUUCAUGUUUGUCUUGCAUCGUGCAACCUCCUUACAUUGUCUUUUGAGGGACUUCCAUGUUCUCCAGUCCUUGGAGGAGCAGCUUCUCGUGACGGUUACCGGCAAUGCACCUCUUCUUCCACUGUGAAAGUCUGGCCACCUUUGGAGGAACCUUCAAUGAAAUUGAGACUUGAGAAAACAGAAAUUUAUUUUUUCCGGAAUCCACCAAGGGAUGAAGUUUCUCUUGUAAUAAUCAUUAUGGCAAGUCGUCGCCGAGCACUGGACUUCAAGCUCUGGUAUUUCUGAUCAGAGUGGGUUAAAAGCACUGGACACCUUUGGUAACUACU
Messenger RNA from Asterias rubens (European starfish), 4788 nucleotides. Its product is annotated as ATP-dependent RNA helicase DHX29-like. The record is from RefSeq and is a predicted model, not a curated record. Gene Ontology annotation, cellular component: intracellular anatomical structure. NCBI's taxonomy places the organism in Eukaryota, Metazoa, Echinodermata, Asteroidea, Forcipulatida, Asteriidae. Gene Ontology annotation, molecular function: ATP binding; RNA binding. The transcript has 31 exons. The coding region runs from base 46 to 4221 and encodes 1391 amino acids.